UUUCGAAAUGAAGUUGGCAAUUCUUUUUGUCCUAAUUCCACUUAUCUCUGCUAAUAUGAGAGAUACUGCGAGCGUUAGCCAAGAGAGCACAGAAGUUGCUCGUCCUCGACCGAAGCGACAGAUUUAUUAUUUAUGCGGAAAUUUUCCAAAUCAAUAUCUCAGCUUAACACCAUGCAACUCUGGCUGCAGUACCUGCAACUGUAACACAGCCACAUGCAGCACUUCAAGCUACUGCCAGCAGAUUCGCAGUAAUUGGAGAUGUAUCAACGGUUGCUGUAGAGUGCCGAACUAUGAGCCAACUCUUCCACCGACUACCACAAGAUCUCCAGUGAACCCGAAUCCAGUUUGUGGAGGACGCGAAACGUCUGGUGGAUACUGUAGAUCUGGAAACGUUUGUGGUUCCGGAUACAUGUGCAAUGAUAACAAUGUGUGCUGUAGAUGUUCGUAUGGUACGUCGAUUGGUCCAUGUGUGAAUGGUCAAUGUCCCGACAAUACCUACUGUUCGCCUACAAAUAAUUGCUGUCCAUAUCUUGUCUCUGGUUAAAAAUGAAAGAUUUAUUU
Caenorhabditis elegans is the source of this 561-nucleotide messenger RNA. RefSeq names its product CC domain-containing protein (gene hpo-26). Lineage: Eukaryota; Metazoa; Nematoda; Chromadorea; Rhabditida; Rhabditidae. The transcript is spliced from 3 exons. The record is from RefSeq and is marked reviewed. The coding region runs from base 8 to 544 and encodes 178 amino acids.